Mesitornis unicolor (brown roatelo) is the source of this 1260-nucleotide messenger RNA. RefSeq names its product zinc finger, MYND-type containing 10 (gene ZMYND10). The record is from RefSeq and is a predicted model, not a curated record. Lineage: Eukaryota; Metazoa; Chordata; Aves; Mesitornithiformes; Mesitornithidae. Gene Ontology annotation, cellular component: cytoplasm; centriolar satellite. Bases 31 to 1260 code for a protein of 409 amino acids. Gene Ontology annotation, biological process: motile cilium assembly; outer dynein arm assembly; inner dynein arm assembly. The transcript is spliced from 11 exons.
CGGCAGCACGAGUGUGUGGAGAAGCUGAACAUGCACGCCAUCCUGUGCGCCUCAGUGGGCCAGGAGCAGCUGCUCACCGAGCUGCUGGUCAGCUAUGCCAAGAUUCCUGUUCUCAUUGGGGAGCUGAUCUCUGUGGAGAUCUGGAAGCACAAAAUCUUUCCUGUGCUGUGCCAGCUGGAGGACUUCAAACCAAGGAGCACCUUCCCCAUCUAUGUGGUGCUGCAUCAUGAAGCCUCCAUCAUUAACCUCUUGGAGACAGUGUUUUUUCACAAGGAGAUCUGUGAGUCAGCUGAGGACAGCAUUCUCGAUUUAAUUGAUUAUUGCCACCGAAAACUGACCCUGCUUGCAGCUCGGGGCGCCAAUGGACAGACAGUGACCCCGACAGAGCUUCGUCCUGAGAAUCUGGCCAGCCCCUCGUCCAUACAGGAGCUGCAGAAGCAGGCAGAGGCGAUGGAGUUUGAGAUUUCCCUGAAAGCCCUGUCCGUGCUGCGGUUCAUCACCGAUCAGGUGGAGAGUCUGCCCCUGAGUGCGCUGACACGGAUGCUGAACACCCACAACCUGCCCUGCCUCCUUGUCGAGCUGGUGGAGCACUGUCCCUGGAGCUGCUGUGAAGCAGGCAAGCUCAAGAAGUUUGAGAAUGGCACAUGGCACGUGGUGCCCCCUGAAGACCAGGUGAAGAUGACCAAGCUUGAUGGGCAGGUGUGGCUUGCCCUUCUCAACCUCCUGCUCAGACCCGAAUGCCAGCGCAAAUAUCACUUUGAUGGCUUCAACAAGAGCCAGCUCCUCAAGCUUCGUGCAUUUCUGUCGGAUGUCCUCAUUGACCAGCUGCCCAACCUGGUGGAGAUGCUGAGAUUUCUGAGCCACCUGGCGGUGACAGAGCCAGCUCCCCCUAAGAAGGAUCUCGUCCUGGAGCAGGUUCCUGUCAUCUGGGACCACAUCCUCAAGAAAAACAAGGGGAAGUGGGAGGCCAUCACCAAGCACCAGGUGAAGCGUGUCUUCAGCCCCACUGAGGAGGAGCUGGAGCUCCAGGCACGUAGGUGGGCACAGACCUACAGCCUGGACAUGAUGGAGGCUCUGGCCCCCGACAAGCCCCGCUGCAGGGUGUGUGGCACGGAGGCGGCCAAGCGGUGCUCUCGCUGCCGGAACGAGUGGUACUGCACGCGGGUGUGCCAGGUCCAGCACUGGCAGAAGCACAAGGCUGCCUGUGACCUGAUGGCCGGGGCAGCGAGGAGAGCAGACAACCUGGAGCAGAAACAGUGA